Chrysemys picta bellii (western painted turtle) is the source of this 688-nucleotide messenger RNA. The record is from RefSeq and is a predicted model, not a curated record. NCBI's taxonomy places the organism in Eukaryota, Metazoa, Chordata, Testudines, Emydidae.
UCCGACCUGCCAUAGAGACAGAGCAGAGCGCAGCGCUCUCACCUCGCGGCCGGCUGCGUGCUGAGGGGGGAGGAGCCGCGGUAGCACCAUGGAGCCCGAGCCGCGGCCCGGGGCUGCCGCUGCCACGGCCCUGACCCAGCCCCCGGAGCAGGAGAGGAAGCUAGAGCAGGAGAAGCUCUCCGGGGUGGUGAAGAGCGUCCACCGGCGGCUGCGCAGGAAGUACCGGGAAGUGGGAGACUUUGACAAGAUCUGGCGUGAACACUGUGAGGAUGAGGAAACUCUUUGUGAAUAUGCUGUGGCAAUGAAAAACCUUGCAGAUAAUCACUGGACAAAAUCUUGUGAAGGGGAAGGUCGAAUUGAAUGGUGUUGCAGUGUGUGCCGAGAAUAUUUUCAAAAUGGCGGAAAGAGAAAAGCACUUGAAAAAGAUGAGAAAAGAGCAGUUGUUGCAUCUAAGACCACUUCAGCCUUAAAUGUUCACCAGACUCCCAAAAUUGAAGAACCCUUACCCAACUUCAGCUUUACAAAUCAUGAAACUAUAUCAGAGGAGUAAGUUGUAACUUUUUGCUAUAGUAAAAAAAGUUUGCAAAAGAGAAGUUUUUCCCAAUCUUGUAACAUUGACUUCUGUGAAAUUGCAUUGCCCUAAUGUAUUUCCAAUGCAACUUUUUAUAGUUUUAAAAAAGACAGAAAG